AUGGCCGGCUUUACCCAUUUCCUCAAGACCAUCCUCGUACCACUCUUCCUCGCUGCCCUCCUCUAUGUCCUGCUAGUCUUCCUCGUGCUGCCCUUUGUGCGCCGGCACCGCAGCCGUUAUAGCCAGUACCUGCCUAUGCCCGCGAGCGUGACCGACUUCCCGUCCUCUUGGCGGACGAACCUCUCCGAUGCCCUCUACAACCUCUUCGCGCCUUCCGCGUGGGUCAGACAGCGCGCGAUUGUGGAUGGGAGCGGACAACACGACGACGACUUGUUCGACGACGAGGAGGGAGAGGGCAUGGUGGGCUUUGACCCCAUCGAUGAGAGGAGAAGAGAAGCCCUCGAACAACGCCGCAGCAUCAUGGAGGAAGAACGGCGGUUAGGACGUGAGCUGGAGGAAGGCUUCAAGGAUGACAGUGAAGAUGAGCAUGAAGACGAGAGGCGGCGGUCCUUGUCACGACAUCGAUGA
Molecule: messenger RNA, 468 nt
Organism: Alternaria ethzedia
Lineage: Eukaryota; Fungi; Ascomycota; Dothideomycetes; Pleosporales; Pleosporaceae
Exons: 2
Coding region: 1-468 (155 amino acids)
Source: RefSeq, a predicted model, not a curated record